Molecule: messenger RNA, 723 nt
Organism: Cucurbita pepo subsp. pepo (vegetable marrow)
Lineage: Eukaryota; Viridiplantae; Streptophyta; Magnoliopsida; Cucurbitales; Cucurbitaceae
Source: RefSeq, a predicted model, not a curated record
CUUGGAAGUACUUACAUAAUCCCUGUGGCUUCUCCACAACUUUCUCUUGAAUUUCUUAAGACAUAUGAUUCAAUCUUUGCGUCACGUUCUUCCAUUUCCAACACGGUCGAUAUCUUAAGCCAUCGAUAUCUUACCGCCGCCUUUUCACCUUUGGGAGGACAAUGGAGGAAGAUGAGAAGAAUUCUUGCAUCAGAAAUACUCAAUUCAUCAACUCUACAUCGAAUGCUUGGCCAUAGAAAUGCCGAAGCUGAUACUCUUCUACGCUAUAUUUUCAGCCAAACAAGUAAUAGAGAUGGAGCCGUGGUUAAUGUUAGAAGCAUAACACAACAUUAUUGUGGUAACAUAAUCAGAAGAAUGCUAUUCAGUAGAAGAUACUAUGGCAAAGGGAGAGAAGAUGGAGGUCCAACUUUUGAAGAAGAAGAGCAUAAUCAAGCAUUGUUGACAAUUCUUAAGCAUGUUAAUGCAUUUUCUAUAUCGGAUUUCAUGCAUUGGUUGAAGCCAUUUGAUUUAGAUGGACAUCAAAAAAUUAUGAAGAAUGCGUUAAAUGUCGUUCAAAAGUACGAUGAACCCAUUAUAGACGAGAGAGUUCAAAGAUGGAAAGAUGAAAAAUUGGAAGAGGCCAAUGACGACAUUCUCGAUAUCCUUAUUUCACUCAAAGAUGAAAAUGCAAAACCAUUGCUAUCUGUCGCAGAGAUUAAAGCUCAAAUCACGGAGCUACAAAUU